AUGACAAACUCGUCGAAGAGGAGCAGAAGAUCUGAACCAGCAGCCUCAGUUGAGCCCAUAGAGUUCAACAAGGAUCAGUAUUCCAUUCUCAUGGAAAUCAAGGAUCAGCAUGAAUUGAAGGCACCGACAGAAAUGAAGACGCCCUACAGAAACAGGGACAAAAGUAAGUACUGUCAUUUCCACAAAGAUUGUGGUCAUGAAACGAAUGAGUGCAAGCAUCUAAAGAGAGCACUAGAGGAUUUAGCCCGAAAGGCCGGAGGUCCUACAACUCGCAGCCACAAAAACUAUCUGAGGGAACUCAACCAGGUGAUGCUCACCAAUCAGGCAGAGUCUGAUCCUUUCCCUAAAAUAGUGGUCAGCAAGCAAGAUCGAGGAAAGAUAAGAACCCCUCAUGACGACCCACUGGUGGUAGAGAUGAAGAUUGCUAAUCUCAAGGUAAGACGGAUCCUGAUUGAUACAGGAAGUUCUACCGAUAUUAUCAGUGCGGAUUGUCUAUCAAGAUUAAAGUUUGAUAAAAAUGAUUUGGUUCCCGUGAAUCAUCCGAUUAUUGGUUUCGGCGGAGGAGUUAUCCAUCCCAUGGGGACGGUUACCCUACCCGUCAGGGUUGGAGAUAAGGAGGCUGCAAGAACGCAUUUCGUGAAAUUCCUGGUAGUACGAGAUCUGACAGCUUACAAUGUCAUCCUCCGACGACCUACCUUGAAUCACAUUAAGCCGUCAUUAUGA
Molecule: messenger RNA, 723 nt
Organism: Beta vulgaris subsp. vulgaris (sugar beet)
Lineage: Eukaryota; Viridiplantae; Streptophyta; Magnoliopsida; Caryophyllales; Amaranthaceae
Exons: 2
Coding region: 1-723 (240 amino acids)
Source: RefSeq, a predicted model, not a curated record